AUGGAAGAUCAGAGGAUCUUUCACCAGAGAUGGCAAACUUCCACCGUAACAACGUCUAGAACGUGGUCCUUGGCCACCACCGUUCCAAGAGCAUCUCCGUCGCCGGUGGGCACUUCCGCCUAUGGCACUCCCUCUCCACCACCUCCUUCCGCCGCCUGGUCUUCAAUGCCGUCAGCUGCGGCGCCAGCUCUCGCUACGCUGAGAGAUUGGACAUGUACUCCGAGAGACACCACCACCAAUGACACAGACAAACUCCAGGAGUUGAAGAGCCUAGUGAAGGAGCUUCUAAAGGAAGAUGAGAUAGAGAAAGAAGAAGAAUCAAUGACGCAGAGAAGAGAAGUUGCUUCGAAAGUGAGGACCCAAUUGAGACGCAGAAAAAGAAGGGGACCUAUUGAGACGCAGAUCUUCAAUGCCGUCAACUACGGUGCCAGCUCCCGCUACGCCGAGAGAUCGGACACAUACUCUGAGAGACACCACCACCAAUCGAAACAACAACACCGGCACAAGAUGAAGCCGAAUAACGAAUAUCUGUUGAACUUGGCGGAGGUUAAAGCUGACACGGAAACGAAGAAGAAAGAGGACAAACUCCAGGAGCUGAAGAGCCUAGUGAAGGAGUUUCUAAAGGAAGAUGAGAUAGAGAAAGAAGAAGAAUCAAUGACGCGGAGAAGAGAAGUUGCUUCGAUAGUGAGGUUGCUAGCCAAACAAGAUUUGGAAGUAUGCAGUUUAAUGUUUAAUGUUUAA
Molecule: messenger RNA, 741 nt
Organism: Vigna angularis (adzuki bean)
Lineage: Eukaryota; Viridiplantae; Streptophyta; Magnoliopsida; Fabales; Fabaceae
Exons: 3
Coding region: 1-741 (246 amino acids)
Source: RefSeq, a predicted model, not a curated record